Messenger RNA from Funneliformis caledonium, 1038 nucleotides. The record is from the annotation of a GenBank genome assembly. Lineage: Eukaryota; Fungi; Glomeromycota; Glomeromycetes; Glomerales; Glomeraceae.
AUGUUAAUGAAUCAAACCUCUCUGAAACAUUUAGAUUUUGAUUUUUACACUCGUACAAACUACAUAAAUAUACCAUUUAUCAACUAUCCUGGAGGAGAAGAUUGUUUAAGAGAUCUUUCUGAAUUGAAGUGUAAUUCAAAUAUUUAUCCUGAAUUUUUUUAUAAACUAUCUCGAAUUUGUCACAAUUUACGAUCGCUAAAGAUAAUUAUUGAAGAUAACGACUUAAAUGGAUUAAUAGAAUUAGUUUCUGUUCAAAGACAUAUAAAGUACUUGGAGUUAAUAUUUCACGAUUAUUUAACAGAUAACAGGCAACUGUUUACAAAAUUUCCUGAUACAUUAACCAAGUUACGCAUUUCUGGAGGACGUUAUCGUAUACCAUGGUCACUCAUUUCAGAACUUUCGAAUUUGAAAGAACUUUCGUUAUUUUUAUUUAACAAAAUAGGUGAUUUAAAAUAUUUUAAAAACCUUCAACAUGCUGUCUUUCCGCAAUUGCAAGUUUUAACAUUUGGAUACGAAUGUCCAGAUGAUGAAUACUUAACUAAAUUCCUGGAAAAUAAUGGAAAGAAUUUAAAGGAACUUGGUCUUUGCGAAAAUAUUAAUGUUUCAUUAAAUUUAAAAUUAGGAAAAUAUUGUCCAAAUUUGAGGUCUUUAUGCACUGCUUUUCAUGGAGACAUAGAACCAUUGAAAGGAAUUUUUAAUGGUUGUCAACAAUUAGAAAGGUUAGAGAUUUUGCGUUGCGAAUUCCUUUUAGACGAGCGUGAAUUAUUAGAGAUUGUUGUAGAAUUUUCACCUAAAAAGUUUUACGAGUUAUCAAUUGAUUUAGGAGUUCACAUAUAUUCGGAAACAUUUCAAUGGGGAUUAAGGUCUAUUUUGGAACGCUGGGCGAAUCGCGUACCAUGUAUUCCUCUCUCUUUAACUUUUGCUUCAUGUUCAGAAUUGGAUAUAGAACUGUCAAAAAGUAAUAUCAAAAUAAUUGAAAAGUUUAAAAAACUGGGCGUUAUCAAGGAAUUUAAAAUUAGUAACGUUGGAUAUGAUUAA